Messenger RNA from Pararge aegeria (speckled wood butterfly), 10440 nucleotides. It is a transcript of the gene Ptp69D, whose product is annotated as tyrosine-protein phosphatase 69D. The transcript is spliced from 25 exons. The record is from RefSeq and is a predicted model, not a curated record. Gene Ontology annotation, biological process: protein dephosphorylation. The coding region runs from base 159 to 4604 and encodes 1481 amino acids. Gene Ontology annotation, molecular function: protein binding; protein tyrosine phosphatase activity. Lineage: Eukaryota; Metazoa; Arthropoda; Insecta; Lepidoptera; Nymphalidae.
UUGGGUGUCAGCAGCUUUGUAAUUUUUUAUUGUAAUAUUUAAGGAAAUAAUCAGUGAUAUCUUAGUGUAAAUGAACUGGAGGAUGAUUUAACUGUCGUGCAAUGUGUUUUAUAUUACGGGAUCGUGUGUAGUGUACGUGAAAAGCUGCGUCUACCGCCAUGACAAUGGUGAUCGUGGUCAGGAAGUACACCGUAACGUUUGUGCUUUAUUUUGGGUGUAUCGUAUCUUGUUAUCCGGUUUUUGGUCAAGAUGCACCCGAGAUUUUGGACCUGCAACUAUUUAAUGCCACUCUUGGCUCUGACGUCAAUGUCACCUGCAGUAUUAUGCCGAUUGAAGGUUCAGUCGAAUGGUUGUUCAACAAUGAACCAAUUCAAAUUAGUGAGAGGAUCCGUCAGCACGCAGAAGAGAAACUACUCCAGGAAAAGGACCUCGAUGGCAACCCGCGGAAAUACAAAGCAUAUAACUUGACAGUUGCCAACGCCACAUCCACCGACGAUGGAAACUAUACCUGCAAACUAACUCUAGGAGAGGCUAAAGUAGAGAAGACCAUUAUAAUAGACCUCAGCUUCGCAGGACGACUGGUCAAUAAAACUAUUGGUCCUAUAAAAGAGAAUGUGACGAAUCAGGCGAACAUCACUAUGCAUUGUAUUUUUGAAGUAUACAAAACCCGUGAAGUCAGAUGGUGGAAGAAAGGCAAGGACGACGAUAUAAUAGAGUUGGGAAUAAAGCCCGCGAAACCGCUCAAUCUUAGGCAAAUCAGAAGCGAUUACGACCUUCACAUUCGUAGUCCAGAAGAUAACGGCACCUAUAUCUGUGAAGUUUGGGAUCCCGUCAACUCUACAAACGUGACAGGUGGCAUCGAUGUGAUCAUAUACGCUGCACCUCAGGUGGUCGUGGACACGGUUAUACCCAUAAGUGCAUCCCAGCUUUUCCUUAACUGGACCAUCAAGUCGUACAACGCCGAUAUAACAGGUUACUAUCUAAUGUAUCGCCGUCUACCUUCAACGAACUUCAACCAAUACACUCAAGAGAAAAUCGGAGUCAAGAACAUCUCCUUCGUGAUGGAGGGUCUAGAGAAGUCGACCCAGUAUCAGCUGAGGCUCGAGGUUGCUACAACGUAUGGAAGGAGCAAGCCACAUACUUAUGAGUCUACUGUAACUACACUCGACAAGGAUCCGAUCUUUGUGCCGAAUAUUUCCAUUAAUGGUUUCUCGGCUACCUCGGUGACCAUCGGCUGGGCGGCGCCGCCUAAAGAUAUUGAGGAGUUGAUCCAUUAUUACCUGCUGGAAGCGAGGAAGAUGAACGAGGUUGCCCCGAGAAGGGCGUAUCACUCCAGGGACAAUAGGAAUUUGCCCUACAUGUUCGAUAACCUUGAGCCGCACAGCACAUAUGUUUUUAGAGUAUGCGCAUGCUCAGACUUUACGAAGCGCUGCGGUAAUUGGUCAGCGGAAAUGCCAGCUGCCACAGGCGACGGGAUACCUGGAAGACCUAGCAACGUGACCGUCCAUUGCGCCAGCAGCUGGAUCAAUCUCACUUGGCAGCCCCCGCUCAAACCCAACGCAGAGAUCAAAGGAUAUACGAUGGAGUUAACGGGAAACGCGACAUAUAGAGAUCGGUUCGGAAUAUUGCAGAAAGAUAGCUGGGGACCGCUGUCUAAAUUCAAGACAAAUGACUCAAGAAGUGAAAGGUUUGAGGAGCUACAGCCGAACACAAACUAUACGAUCCGAUUGAGCGCAAUGACGCGUACACGCAGGCGGGGGGAUGAAGAAGUGCGCCACUGCACAACCGCGCCCGCACCCCCCGACACCCCUCCCAGACCACGGUGGAGAAAGUUAUUCGCCGAUGACAAAUACGUAUUUCCCGUCGACCUUCCACGAAUUACAGAACGAAACGGUCAUAUAUGUUGUUACAGAAUAUACAUGGUCAGGUUAAGGCCACAUCCGGAUUGGAGCAACUUACCACCGCCCAGGGAUAUGAGCGUAGUGGACUAUGAAGAGGCACACGGUGUCCAACCAGUUUUGGGAGCUUAUAUCACUGACGUAUUCUCAAAUGACAGAUUCCCCCCAGAUACAGAGCUUAUAAUGGGGGAUGGCAGAUCCUACUUUGACAAAGACGAUCCAGGCUUGAACUGGGAAUCCUGCAGACGUUGCCUCAAGAAACCGAGGCGAUCCUACGACAUACCGCCGCCACCACCACCGAAACCACCCACUACCACUAUGCAGACCACCACAAGGGAUGAGUUCUUCGAGGAUGAGAUAGAUACUACUAUGGAACCAGAUGAAGAGAAACGCGAACGAAGAUCCUAUAUGGAUAUUGAGAGAGAUUACAUGAAGAAUCCUAUGAUGAUGGACAAUAAACUCGUGGAGAUUGAGGUCAAAGAGGAUUUGCAGGUCAAAGAUGGUCUAUUAGACCCAGCAGCUAAUUAUACGCUUUAUGUUGAAUUGAUACCCGGUUCAGAACAAGACGAGCCGCUGUUCAGUGAUUACGUCAACGCGCUGAUGCCCGCCGCGUCGCCUGUAGCGCCGCCGCCCACCACGCCAUUAGAGAUCGCUUUACUGGCGACCUGUACUGUAGCCGGACUUAUAGUGGUCGGUAUGGGGACGCUUUGCGUACUUCAAGCGAGAAGAUCUCGCAAACAUCAUCACCAUCACCUUGAAAUGAGUCCAUUGGAAGCUGCCUUCAGAUACGUAGUGGGUCACAUCGGUGGUAGACAGCAGUUAAUGAGCGCCGUACCACCCGACAUGCCGCCGAUUUCCAAGGAAGAUCUAGCUGCUGCCUAUGCGGAGAGGCAAGCCGAUUCCGACUAUGGAUUCCAGAAGGAAUUUGAAUUGUUACAGAUGCUGCCGGAUUGCUUCCCUGACCGCACCUCUCACGCUUCCGAAGCGCGUGAGAACCAGCCCAAGAACAGAUACCCGGACAUCAAGGCCUACGACCAGACAAGAGUCAAACUUUCGCAGAUCGACGGUAUUACCGGCUCCGACUACAUCAACGCGAACUACGUUAUGGGAUAUAAGGAGCGCAAGCAAUUCAUCUGCGCCCAAGGCCCUACAGACACGACCGUGAACGACUUCUGGCGUAUGAUCUGGGAGCACGGGUUGGAACUUAUCGUGAUGCUGACCAACCUCGAAGAGUAUUCCAAGGUCAAGUGCAGCAAAUACUGGCCCGAUGACGUGAGGGGUGUGCGCGCUUUCGGGAAUAUCACCGUCCAUCAUGUUUCUGAAAAACGAUAUUCCGAUUAUAUUGUAAGAGAGCUUAAGAUAUCUAAGCAGCCGCUAAACUCGGAUGGACAGCCCAUUGUUGAAAAUAAUGGAAUUUCAAAGCGUAACGGAGAUUGCGGCAUGAGCGAUGCGAGUGCGCCGACGUCACCGCGCGAGGCCAAGUGUGAGACGCGGCUAGUGCGCCAAUACCACUUCCUCAUGUGGAAGGACUUCGCCGCACCAGAGCAUCCGCACUCCAUUCUCAAGUUCAUUAAGAGGGUGAACGAGGCGUGGUCGAACAUGGUGGGUCGGCCGGUCGUGGUGCACUGUUCAGCCGGCGUCGGCAGGACUGGCACGUUGGUCGCGCUCGACUGCCUUCUGGAGCAACUUCGCGCCACUGGACUCGCGUCUGUGUUCAACACGGUCGCGGAGUUGCGGCGGCAGAGGAACUUCCUCGUGCAAUCACAGAAACAAUACGUCUUCGUAUACCGUGCGCUAGUAGAAUACGCGCAUUACGGCGAUACGGAGAUCCCUGCGUCAAGGCUCAAGAGCUCCAUCGACAGGCUGCGAAACACACCAGAGGGCGCUGACAAAUGCCUGAUGGAACAUGAGUUCGAGAAAAUGAUGGACCCGCCGGUAGCUGAAACAAUCAAAUCCUGCGCAGCGGGUGGCGCGGAAGAGUUACGUCCACGCAAUCGCAGCACCGAGUGCCUGCCGUACGACCGCAACAGGGUCAUCCUAGCACCGAUACCUGGACGGGACUUCUCUACAUACGUCAACGCGUCAUUUAUUGAAGCGUACGACAACACUGAAGGUUUCAUUAUAACCCAAGAUCCGUUGCCCAACACUAUAAUGGACUUUUGGCGAAUGGUCGCAGAACACAAUGUAUCCACAAUUGUUAUGUUAAGCGAGCUUGGCGAAGGGAAAUGCCCGCGGUACUGGGACGACGGUACGGUGCAGUAUGAACACAUCUCCGUGGAGUACGAGGAGAGCGAAUCGUGUCCGUACUACACGAGACGCCAGUUCCGGCUCACCAACAAUAAGAGCGGCGAAUGGCGUUGCGUGCGGCACCUCCAGUACCAAGGCUGGCCGACCGCUGCGGGCCACGUGCCGGAGGUGACCCGCGGGCUCGCCGAACUGGCGGAAAUAGCCGCACCCGUGGAGCCCGCGCCCCGGCCGCCUCUACUGGUACACUGCAACCUGGGCACGGAGCGGUCCGCUUUGUUCGUGGCCCUGUGCAUCCUGAUCUGGCAGCUGCGUCUGGAGAGACGCGUCGACGUAGCGUGCGUCGCGAGAAAGGUGCGCUCGCAACGCGCACGCACCAUCGACACGUUUUUGCAGUACGAAUUCCUACACCGUGCCAUAUUAAACUACGCGGAACUACACAAUCUACUCGAAGACAGCUAAACAAUAUACAGUGCUCACUAUAUUUCAACCUUGUCGCUCAAGAAAUAGGAGCGAAAACCGUUUGGGUCACCAGAAAUGAGGCUAGAGCCUAAUCUUAUUCGUCUUGCCUAAUUGAUUGGCGAAUUUAGUCCUUAAAACGACGAACGUAUCGUUAAAAAUCGCUUGGACUGAAAACUUUUUUAUAACCCAUGUAAAUUAGUGAUGUAAAGAAUGUCGAUAUUACACUUGCGAGUAUAAAGUGUAUAUUGUAUUGAUUAAGAGUAAUUUAAUAAUACAAAUGAAUAACAAUCCUUCAGGUGCGUUAACACUGAUCGGAGCGGAGCGGAAAAGUCUAUUGUCUGAUCUCCUAAGAAUAUCAAUGUCGUCUUUAUACAUGAAAUUAUCCACUGCGAACUGCGUAAGCUCACUUACUCCUCUAAAGUCACUCAAUGGUGACAGAUAUAGAGUAAAGCUGAUUUACUAAUAACGAUGUCUAGUAGUUUUAUACCUAUUAACACAUGAUAUAGCUUAGCUUGUUAGGGCAUUUCUAAGAUUGAAGUUGUCUUGACAUAAUAUGGUGGGUGAUGGGCGGAUGUGUCGUAAAUACUUAUGAGCAAAUCGUUUAGUACUCAAUUGGCCAUUCAUAGAAGGCCUCAAGUAAAAAAUAUAGCUUCUGUGUUAGCUAAUUUAUUAAAAGAUGAGAUUAUAAAUGAAGAUCUACAAAUGAUUUGAGAUACAAAAUGCUUACUUCUAGAAAUAAAAUGAAAACAUAUGUUUCAAGCUAUCAAAGGAAUAAAAAUUUUCUAACACGAUUGCUGCUAUAGUAAUUUACGACUUCUCUCCGCUCCGCUUAUCUCUGCUUCAGUGAAAACUCACCCUUAUUCCUGUAUUUGACAUUUAUUAAAUAUUUUUUUUGUUCCAUUUUUUUAUAUAAAUCAGUGUCGUAUUAAGCCAGUGUUCUACAAUAGUCGUUCUAAAGUAUUUUCUAAGUAUUGAAAUAUCCAUAAAUUUUAAACACUUUUACAAAGUAAGUUGCCAUAGCAAAAGUAUGUUAUUAUAAAAUAAAUUUCAGUAAAAUUACAUAUACGUAACGUAGUAGGUUCCUUCGAAAAAUUACAAAGUACUAUUCAUUACGUCACUAAUGUAAAGUUAUUUUAUAACAGAACAAAGUAAAAUUUCUAACUAUUACAUAUAAAUUACGAAUUCAAUAUCGUUCUAAGCAAUAUUCGCAUGGAUUAACAAUCAUACAGUUCAUAAAAACUUUCUGCAAACUCAAAUCGUUAUUUUCGUUAUUGCAGAUUAUCGAUUGAUUGAUUAUUCAGAAUUAUAUCUUAUGUUAAAUUACACGUGCCGUGUUAACUUCUGUAAUUCUACGACAUAUAUUACUGCGUGGAAUAUAUUGUUAGGUCGUCUUUUUAUACCAAAUUAAAGAUGCAUUUUAGUUUUUUGAGUUCAUUUUGCCGCAAAGAGCGGGCUCAGUUUAACUGCACAUCUGUACUAGGUACCAGCCAACCUACUUUAUCGCCGAUAACCCAAAAAAUAUAAGUAAAAGUUUUCAAUUUACGUUAUCGGUUUCCGAACUGUAUGAUCGCUAAACUGCGGUAUUAGGUUAUUGGUUGAUACAUUGAUAGAAAAUUUUAAAUCGUUUGAUUUAAGAAUAAUUAAAAUAAAAUCGGUUUUAUAUCUAUAGUGUUGCCAGAACUGAAUGUAGUUUAUAGGUGCUUUUACAAAUUUUAUUGGCAGAAUUAAUUCGCUUGGUUAAUAGAGUUUACUGUAUACUAUACAAUGUACCUUUACCUUGGAUUCGUACAUAGAGGCGACUUGGUAACGACUGUACUUACAAUGACCAAGCGCUCGUAUUAAGUUACUAAAAUACUAAGUGUGUGAAAUCUUAGUCGCCAAGUGACAAUAUAAAUAACAGUCCACUAUUGGACUAAGGGCACCACGCUGGGCAGACAGGUUGGUGAUCGCACUGGAUGAUAGACUUCGCCGCUAUAUUUUCCCAAAUAAAUUAUUGUAUAUUAUUCAAUUACUAAUUAUAGUUUUAAAUUGGUGGUAUAUAAAAAUUCGAGUUGUUAAUUAAUUUUUCAUCACUGAAUGCCGUAGUAUUUUGUUGUGAAACAUAAGAUAAAUAAGGCUAUGUAACCUUACACCGGCCUUUUUUGCGUCAUGGGUUAUGGAAGAAGGUUUAGUGAAACUUCAGUAAAAAUUUAUUCAAAUAUUAAUUUAUUCUUCUCUUCAGGUGUGAAGUAAACUAUUAUUAUUAGGUGUGCAACUGGUUUAAACAAUAUUCAAGUUACAAUUUAUGGUAUACAGUAAAACUCAUUCUCAUAUAUACAAUUCAGUGAUUAUAUAUUCCGUGUCUCUAUAAUAUAAUAUUUAGUAUCAAUAGUGCUUAGUUAGACUAAUGUAGUUGCCUGACAUAAAAAAUAUUUGUCCCCAAAACUCAAUAGGUCUUUCUCCCAAAAAACUCAUAAAUAAACUUUUAAAGAUACAAAUUACUAAUGGCUAUGAUAUUAGCGCUACAUCACUCUAGCGACGUGUCCCAAACGACAAAAAAUUGCAAUGCCUCAAAUUGUAUACAAAGUAAUGAAUGUGCACGCUGACAUACAAAACAUAUCUGUACGGUGUUAUUCCUUAAUUUAUUUAUUCUUAAUAGAUCUGAUUUAUGACAUAAUUUAUUGCAUCUCAUAGACUUCCGCAAAGUAACCCCUGCUUCUAUACAAAAUUUGCUAGUCUAUAAGAUUUGUAUCCCCUAAUCGAAGUAGUAUAACUUUUUUAAAGCUUAAAUUCAUCUAGCAUAGAACACUCUUCGUAUAAUAAAAAACAGUAUUACAGUAAUUACGACCUCUAAGUGAGUGUCAUUCGGUUCAUUUUACUUGGAUUCACCUGUUCGAUACUCGAAAACGAUUUUACGAUUGCGAGCUCUGAAAUCUUACACUAAGCGUACUGAAUGUUGUAAGCGUGUGCAUAUUCAUAUUUUACUUAUACUGUAAGAGUUCUAUUAAAGAAUACCUAUUAUUGUGAGAAUAUACUUUUUAUUUUAUUUCAAAAUUAAAGUCUGAAGUAAAAUGUCAUGUCGUCGUGUGUGCAAAGUGUAUAUGGGUGCGAUGGUAUAGUUUGGAAAUAAAACGUCGCUAGUGUGCUGUUACGCGUUUUAAAUGUAAAAUAAUUUUGAUGCCAUAAAUAUAAAUGUUCCACAAAUCGAAUAGUAUUCAUUAAAUGUUAAUUUUAGCUAAAUAAAAUCUGAUUUCUGUUUAUAUAUUAAUCAGCAGUAGUUUAGAUCUGACAUUAAACUUACGUCAUAAUAAAUAAGUAAUUAAUUAUUGUUAAUUUACACAUUUGUGCUUUUAUAAGAAAAAAAGAUUUUUUUUUGUAGAAAACGUUUGGUGUUCUAUGAUAAGACAAUUCUACUAUAUUUUUUACUUUUGUAAAGUUGUUCGCUAUCUUAUUAUAUACUCGCACUUUAUACUUGGUAGAGAAUCACCUAUAGGCUGAGAGACGGUGGGGUUAUAUAUUCUAUAGUUUGAUCUCAUGAAAAUAAUAUUUACUUUGGCUGAAAAUAGUAUCGUUUUUUAAUAUUGUAAAUUAAAAAAACAAAAUUUAAAGACUAUAAUGAAAUUUCAAGACUAUUGUGAAAAAAUACAGUAACAUUAAUUUAUUUGAUUUGCAAAAAAUCAAAAUAAUUUAAUGUUUAAUUUUAUUCCGAGUUAUUCCCCAUUCGUACCAAUUGAUUACUCAAAGUAGAUUUAACUUAAAAAGUUAUGAAAAUGUCCUAAAUUACAUAUCAUUUUGGUAUGUCAAACUACUAAUUCAUCGUUUAAGUCAUUACUGAGUCACACAAACAAUUAUUUUGAGGUGGUUGUACUUCAAGAGAUCUUCCAACCGUCUCUUGGGCUAGAAAGAAAUUAGUGGGCAGCUUUUGUAAAAUUUUUCUACAUUUGGUUUAUAUACCAAUAAUCGUGUCCAAAGAGAGAGGGUUAGAAGAUAUAUUAUAAAUGAGUUAUUAUAAUUAUUAUGUAUUUAUUUGUUUAUUCAGCGUUACGCCAUAUUAAGCAUUAUUGUAAUCAUUUUGUCUUAGUUUAUAUACGAAAAAAAAGAACAAAUAAAUGACAAAAAAUUAAAUGAUAAUAAAACAGGUUUUGAAAAAACCUCCAAUAUUUUUAAGGGCCAGAAAUGAUAUGUACCCUAAUCAAGCACAAAUUUUAGAUAAGGGGCCCGUGCAUACUGUUGUUGUAUUAUCGAUUAAAAAAAAAACGAGUAAAAUACGCGUAUUAUUACUCAUUUAUGCGGAGUCGUUUGCGUACCCCACAAGCAUUGUACAGAAACUGCUUUUAUAAAAUAAAAAAAAUUGAAUUCAUGCGUUCUUAUUUCAAGUUUGCAGAGUGCCAAGUGUGAAACUUUCUACCUACGUUUACUUAUACGAUCGCUGUAUAUGGUAUCCUAAUAGCGCUGUCUAGCGACAGUACGGUUUUCCGAUAUUAUAACUAGAUGGCGCUGCUUAUAUAUCAUAUAAAUCGUAGAUAACUUCACGAAACUCAUUCGGUACAGCCCAACAGUAUGUAUGGUGCCUUAAAAUUUUUUCGAUGUCUUUACUAUGAUUUGGAUGAUUAUAUUUUUGUGUUUUGUUUAUUUGGUUUGGCGUCGCAAUGUUUAUAUAAAAUAAAGUGGCGUCGUACGACUGUCUAUGGUAUAUUGUAAGUUAGGUUUAACUUGUGUAUUUUAGAUUUUGUAUGAGCUAUUAAUAUAAUUGAUGAUAAUAAUAUAAUGAAAAUUAUCCAAAUUUGUCGUAAACAUAACUUUGACUAAAGUAUAUACGCGAAUAAUCUUCUUUCAAGAAUUUACAUCAUUUACAAGUUAGUUUAUGGUAAGCGUGACGUAUACGCGCCUCUCUUUCAAAAAUAUAAUUCUGUAGCAAAGAGUUUACGACUUUGAAACGAGUAGCAUUAGGUUCUAUUUACUUUGACUUGAUAGUGCUAUAAAUCUACGUAAUUUAAUCUGUAUGUACACACACAGGGGACACAACGGAUUCGUGUAAUGUAUUCGAGUAUGUCGAGUUGGUUUUAGUCAAAGUUUUGUGUUCAAUAAAAUUGUUGCGAAAUUGUAAAUGGGUAUGUAUGCGAUAGUCGUUUAACAAUUGCGAUAUUUAAAAUAAGUUGUUUGAGCUUAAUCUGAUCGAGUUCAGUUAAAACUACUUUAAACUGUUUAAAAAUUAAUUUCUACUGGAUAUGUUAAACAAAGACAGAUUUUUUAUAAUAAGAAAAUACAUUACAUUUUAUAAAAGAUCUUCUUGCGAUGCAUUUUCGCAAAGACCGAGCAUAUUGAAGAAACGCAAUACAUUUACUAAAAUUAAAAAUACAUCAUCAACCUGCUGCUAAACGCACGCUAAUGCUAAAGUAUGUGUGUUUUUUUUGUAGCCAAAAGUUUGGUGAUUCCUGUGUGAUAAAGGUAAAGCCAUGUGAAAUUUUAAAUCAAAGCUUCAAUGCGCUUUCACUUCGUAAAUGUCAAUCGACCUUGACCCCUAUAAAAACUCAUAUCUGACCUUUCAAAUAUCGCAAUUGUAACUGUCAAUAUGUAUAGUCGUGAGACAAAAUGUCUAAAGUAUAAGAGCCAAGUGAAUAAAAUAUUUUGUGAUAAUUUGUCAAAAAUAUGCCGACUAUACGUAUAGUAUUACAGCGUCGAAGUACAUUCAUAUCGAACAACUAAAUUAUUACGCACGUUUGAAAAAUUUUCUCCGCACCCUUACGUAUGAUGUGGUCGUAAAAUUAAACUAAGAACAUGUCGCGCAACAAAAAGUUGCUAUAUCUCACAUAUUAUGUAUAGUUCAUUCCUUCUGACCAGUUUAUAAUGUAAACAA